UGUCUGCCUACGCUAUAUAAAGCAGCAGUUGUAGACUAACAGACACUCAUUGCGGGGAGACCAUGAGAGCUGCAGCCAUCUCCAUGCCAAGGUUGGACAAAAUGCCAGGAAUGUUCUUCUCUGCUAGCCCAAAGGAUUCAAAAGAACCUAGCCAUUCUCUUCUCGAUGACAAAAAGCCAAAAAAGAGGCCAAAGACUUUUGGAAUGGACGUGAAGACAUACCUGAGAUCUAUGAUCCCACAUCUGGAAUCUGGAAUAAAAUCAUCCAAGUCCAAAGACAUACUUUCUGCUGAGGAAGUACUGCAGUGGUCUCAGUCUCUGGAAAAACUCCUUGCCAACCAGACGGGUCAAAAUGUCUUUGGAAAAUUUCUAAAGUCUGAAUUCAGUGAGGAGAAUAUUGAAUUCUGGUUGGCUUGUGAAGACUAUAAGAAAACAGAAACUGAUCUUUUGCAUAACAAGGCAGAGAAUAUAUACAAAGCAUUUGUGCGUUCAGAUGCCACGAAACAAAUCAAUAUUGACUUUCAUACUCGAGAAUCAACAGCCAAGAAGAUUAAAACACCAACUCCCACAUCUUUUGAUGAAGCACAAAAAGUCAUAUAUACACUUAUGGAAAAGGAUUCUUAUCCCAGGUUCUUGAAAUCAAAUAUUUACUUAAAUCUUCUAAAUGACCUUCAGGCGAACACCUUAAAGUGAGUGGUUCCUGGUUGACAGGAAUUAAAAGAUGGUAUCAAGGACAGAAGAGACUGCCUGCGGGAUCAACCUGGCCUGCCUGGGUGACACAGCAGGCCCAGUGAAAGUACAGAUGACUCAGAAUGGAUUAACACAGAAGGUAUCCAGGUAGACACAUGAGGAAACAUCAACAAGAAAAUGUUUCUGGCAAGGCAAAUGGAAGGAGAUACUGUGGUACUGUCCUGAAAUACAGUGAGACUCUAUUAGAACAAUGUUCAAACUGACUCUGGCAACACAGAAAUAGUGAAUGAUUUGUAUGAGACUGAUUACUGUGUGCUAUAAACUUCAAGGACAGCAAACAUGUUUGUUACGUACUAUUGUGUAGAUUGUAUUGAACUCUUGCAAUCUCCUCCCUUGGGUAAUCAGUCCAAAAGUAUAUAUUGCAAAUAACAGUUGCUAUUAUUGACAUGAAGAAUUUUUUUAUUUGUUUAUUUAAUUGUAUUUGGCUUGGAGUUGAGGAAGACAAUUAUAUAUUUAAUCUAAACUAUUUUUUAAAUCUAAGAAGUUAUACCAUAUUUGUAAAUUAAAUUAAUCAUUGUGCCAAUAAUAAAUGUGGGUUUUAUAUUAAAAUAU
Arvicanthis niloticus (Nile rat) is the source of this 1301-nucleotide messenger RNA. RefSeq names its product regulator of G protein signaling 1 (gene Rgs1). NCBI's taxonomy places the organism in Eukaryota, Metazoa, Chordata, Mammalia, Rodentia, Muridae. The record is from RefSeq and is a predicted model, not a curated record.